CUUUUUUUCUUUCUUUCUUUCUUUCCUUCUUCACCACCCUUCAUCCUUUUUUCUUUCUUCAUAUCCCAACUCCAUCUUCAAACUUUUUUUAUCUCACACCAUGGAUUUUCUCUCCGACAUUGGUCACCGCAUCUCGGACUUUGUCAACGGUGAGGACCACGACGAACACGAAAGGACUCAGACUCAACAACACCAACGCCGUGCUGAAGAACAACAAGAUGAUGGCCGAGAUCCUUUGGUAGAUGAUGACGAGGAAGUCGAGGAUGCUGCUAUCGAGGCCGCACGUCAAGAAUACGAGUCUAUUCUUCCCUCACCUCAAUUCAAGGUCGGGCCUAUUCUCCGCUUCCAAAACAUCAUUGUUGAGCAACGUCGCUGGGUUGGUUCAGUCCUCAUUGUCUCCGAUCGUGAGGACGUACCCCGUCUGGUCAUCCGUGACCCUACAAAGUCCCAGAUCGGUUAUUCUCGUCCCCGCCAUCUCGAGACCUGGGAAGGCAAUCACUUUUACAGAUACGAUAUUCAGCUGACCCUUCUAGCCCAUCGUGAGAAAAAUAUCGAGUACUGGUUUGAAACCGAGGAUGGUCGCCGGGUGCACCAGCCUCAGAAAUGGAACUUCUUCAUCCCUGCCCUGGAUGAACCCUUCAACUGGGCUUUCUACUCCUGCAACGGCUUCACCUCCGAUGUCGAGGAUCCCGAGACCAACUUCAAGGGCGCUAACCCUCUGUGGGAUGAUCUCUUGGCAAGUCAUGAUGGCAAGCCCUUCCAUGCCAUGAUCGGAGGCGGUGACCAGAUUUACAACGACGAUGUCUUGGCUAUCCCCGAAAUGCUCGAGUGGUUGGGAAUGGAUGAGGAAACGAGGAUCGCAACUGAAUUCACAAAUGAAAAGAAGUACGCUGUUGAGAAGUAUUACUUUGAUCACUAUGCUCAGCACUUUAUCACCGGCACUUACUCCAAGGCCCUGUCCCUGAUCCCAUCAGUCAAUACCUGGGACGAUCAUGAUAUCCUCGAUGGAUAUGGCUCCUAUCCCGACAACUAUCAGCUUUCGAAUGUUAUGCAGGGCAUCGGUGCUGCUGCCACAAAGUUCUACCUUCUCUUCCAGCAGCACUCUACCCCGAACCACGCUUCCAAGGCUGCUCUCAUCACCUCUGCUAGCGGCAAGGGUUAUAACAACAUCACACACUUUGGAAAACGUACGCUCGUCGUCCUUCCUGAUACCCGCUCCGAGCGUUCCAAGGCAACUGUUCUUUCCAAUGAGACCUAUGAGAUGUUGGACCGUGAGAUCCGUGCACAGAUGUUGCCCACGACCCGCCACGUUGUUGUUGUCCUUGGUACUCCCUUGGUAUACCCAGCUUUGACCUUGUUCGAGGACACACUCGAGCAGAUGGGUGACUCCUUGUCGCGUGGAAGUCUCAUUGGUAAGGUCUUUGGCAAGAGCAAGGCCUUCAUGAACGUCUUGGGUCACUUUGGUCCAGAGUUGUUGGACGAUUUGGUUGAUGCAUGGGCUUGCGCCGUUCACACUGAUGAGAAGAAGAGGUUCGUUGAGAUCUUGCAGGCUAUCGCUGUCAGCCGCAAUGUCCGUGUCACCUUUAUCGCAGGCGAUGU
Messenger RNA from Lobosporangium transversale, 1599 nucleotides. RefSeq lists its product as hypothetical. The transcript has 3 exons. The record is from RefSeq and is a predicted model, not a curated record. The annotation marks the transcript as partial. Lineage: Eukaryota; Fungi; Mortierellomycota; Mortierellomycetes; Mortierellales; Mortierellaceae. Gene Ontology annotation, cellular component: membrane.